This is a messenger RNA of Psylliodes chrysocephalus, 1656 nucleotides long. The record is from the annotation of a GenBank genome assembly. NCBI's taxonomy places the organism in Eukaryota, Metazoa, Arthropoda, Insecta, Coleoptera, Chrysomelidae.
AUGCUCUAUAAUGUUACCGAACAAAUAAUCCCAAUGUUGAACAACAGUAUCCACCGCCAACCUAGGUUUGGGUAUAUUCCCCUCUUUGGUCUGCUUCUAGCCAACGUCCUGUCUAAUAGUGUUUUGGCUAAGUAUGCUCCACUUGGUGCUUUACGUCUUAGUUACGAACCUUUACCAUGGCUUCACAAGCCCACGCAUUACCAAAACGCUCACGAAAGUUACCACUACUGGCAUCCAGUUGGCAAUUCGUAUGGACCUGCUCCGAUCAGUUCAUCAGAAACAGCCAAUCAGCACAUCCAUCAUCACCAUCAAUUUCCUGGUACUACUCAGCAGCAGAUAGUUAAUAUACACGAAAGACCGACGGAAAUAAUAAUUGGAGAUACGGAUACUGAAGCUACCGAUCAAACUGAAACUAGCUCUCCACUUGUAAUUAUUGAAGAGAAACAUGAUAUACCAUUAUUUAAAAAUAGUUUGGAGAAACCAGAGGAAAAAAACCUAACUCCUGAGUCCCGAUCGCUCCCGUCAGCACUUUUAGCUUUCUUAGCGAAUGCAACAACUCCAUCAACCAAAAAAGUUAAAAGAGGCACAGGAAAAUAUACGAAAACAAGAAAAAAUAACAAAUAUAUUUCACAGAAAAAGAGAAGACCUACCACUACAUCUGAUUAUUACUACGACAGUUACGAGGAUACUACAACAACCAGACGUUACCAACCAAAAAAGAAAACACAGCAAAGAAGACCUCUGGUCGAUUCUUACGAAGAGAGCGAAAGCAGUAUAAGCCAAAGUUAUAGUGAUUUAAGCGAAAACAGCCAAGAAUAUGAGUAUGACUCUUACGAACUAACUACUAAACCGCACAAAAAAAGAAGGCGCACUACCACUACUAGGCAUACCACCAACAGGCCUAAGAGAAUAAAAGACAAGUACAAAUUCGGUAAACAUCAAACAAAUCCCUCAUUUCAAGAUGAUGUCGAAUACGAUACUGAAAGAAUCAAUCCGACUACUACAACAGAAUCUUUAAAGAUACGUCACCAGGAAUUGCUUUUGAGACAGCAAGAACAUCUCCAACGGCAGCAAGAAGCGUUGUUAAGACAGCAGGAAUUUUUGCAAAGACAGCAGCAGACUGAUACGACCACCGAAUCAACUGAGUCUACAUCAACAACAACUGCAAUUCCUACUGUGGUAACUGUAGGAAAUCUUUCAAUGCCCAACAACGUUACAAAUACUACAGGAUAUGGAUAUGGUCCUUCCCAUGGUUAUGAAAGUAUUAGCAUAACAUAUAGUCCUACAGGAGGUGGAUCCGGAGUAGUAGGUGCGCCAGGAGUAUCAGGAGUAUCAGGAGGUGGUUUCUCGCCAUCAUUUUCUGCUCCAAACCCAUCUUAUGGUGCUCCAACCUAUAAACCACCUAUUCCAUCAUAUGGUCCACCGAGCCCAUCAUAUGGUCCACCGAGUCCUUCAUAUGGUCCUCCAAGUUCAUCGUAUGGCCCUCCAAGUAGUGCUUAUGGGGUUCCAAGUACUGGAUCUGGAGGAUAUAGCCAGCAGAAUGCCAAUGGAUAUUACCAGUUACCCUUUAACGAUUGGUAUAGUAAUGAAGUUAGCAGGAAUUCAAUUGUUAAGAAGGUGCAUGAUAUAAUAGGUUUUGAAAAUGUUUUCCACUAG